AUGGAAAUUUUGUGGAAGACGCUGACUUGGAUAUUGAGCCUAGUCAUGGCUGCUUCUGAAUUUCAAACCUUCAACAGACUUUCACACAAUUCCCAAGAGGAGUUCCUGUCCUACCUUGAACAGUACCAGCUGACAGUCCCAGUGAGGGUGAGCGAGACCGGAGAGUUCCUGAGCUACACUGUGAAACACCACCGACCCGCCCGGCGAAGGCGGGGACUGGAUCCGGCCGACUCUGAGUCCAGGCUUUUCUACAGACUCUCAGCCUACGGAAGGCACUUUCAUUUAAACCUUACACUCAACCCCCACCUGGUGUCGAAACAUUUUACUGUAGAAUACUGGGGGAAGGAUGGACCAGAGUGGCGGCACGACUUCGUUGAUAACUGCCAUUAUGUUGGAUACCUGCAGGACCAAUACAGCACCACAAAGGUGGCGCUGAGCAACUGUAAAGGCUUGCAUGGUGUUAUUACAACAGAAGAAGAACAGUAUUUAAUUGAGCCAUUAAAGAAUAUAUCCUCCAAAAAUUCCAGUGAUUUAAACCUUGAAGAAGGACAGCCACAUGUUAUUUAUAAAAAGUCUUCCAUUCCCCGGCCCCAAGAGCACAGUGAGGAGUUUGGCUGUGGCGUUUCAGACCUCACAAGAAGUGGGACGCCCUGUUGGCUGAGCACUCCUGCCUCGGCCCCCCCUACCCCUGCCCCAAUUAACAGCAGCACAAACAGUGCCCACCGGCAGAAGCGGUCGGUCAGUUCAGAGCGUUUUGUCGAGACCCUCGUGGUAGCCGACAAAAUGAUGGUGGGGUACCACGGCCGCAAGGACAUCGAGCACUAUAUCCUGUCGGUGAUGAAUAUUGUUGCCAAACUGUACCGAGAUGCCAGUCUAGGAAACGUUGUGAACAUUAUAGUAACACGGCUGAUCGUUUUGACAGAGGACCAGCCCAACUUGGAGAUAAACCACCAUGCAGACAAGUCCCUGGACAGCUUCUGCAAGUGGCAAAAGUCCAUCCUCUCCCAUCAGGGGGACGGGAACAGCAUUCCAGAGAAUGGCAUCGCUCACCACGACAACGCCGUUCUCAUCACAAGGUAUGACAUCUGCACCUACAAGAACAAACCCUGUGGCACCUUAGGUCUGGCAUCGGUGGCUGGAAUGUGUGAACCUGAAAGGAGUUGCAGCAUCAACGAAGACAUCGGUCUUGGCUCCGCGUUCACCAUCGCCCAUGAAAUCGGGCACAACUUUGGCAUGAACCACGAUGGGAUUGGGAACUCCUGCGGCACCAAGGGUCAUGAGGCCGCCAAAUUAAUGGCAGCACACAUUACAGCCAACACCAACCCAUUCUCCUGGUCAGCCUGCAGCAAAGACUACAUCACCAGCUUCCUGGACUCAGGUCGGGGGACGUGUCUGGACAACGAACCUCUGAAACGAGACUUCCUAUACCCCACGGUGGCCCCGGGGCAGGUGUACGACGCGGAUGAGCAGUGCCGCUUUCAGUACGGUGCCUCCUCCCGCCAGUGCAAGUAUGGGGAAGUGUGUAGAGAGCUCUGGUGCCUUAGCAAAAGUAACCGCUGUGUCACCAACAGUAUCCCUGCAGCUGAGGGGACGCUGUGUCAGACUGGCAGCAUUGAGAAAGGGUGGUGCUAUCAGGGGGAGUGCGUGCUGUUCGGGACGUGGCCCCAGAGCGUGGAUGGGGACUGGGGUCCAUGGUCCAUGUGGGGCGAAUGCAGCCGGACCUGCGGCGGUGGCGUCUCCUCCUCCGUCCGACACUGUGACAGCCCAGCGCCGUCUGGUGGGGGAAAGUACUGUCUUGGGGAGAGGAAACGGUAUAGAUCAUGUAACACCGAUGCCUGUCCGGCAGGGUCGCGGGAUUUCCGGGAAAAACAGUGCGCCGAUUUCGACAGCAUGCCAUUCCGUGGGAAGUACUACAACUGGAAACCCUACACUGGAGGUGGUGUUAAGCCCUGCGCCCUGAACUGCCUGGCUGAAGGCUACAACUUCUACACCGAGCGCUCUCCGGCUGUCAUCGAUGGCACGCGCUGCCAGGCGGACUCCCUGGACAUCUGCAUCAACGGGGAAUGCAAGCACGUCGGCUGUGACAACAUCCUGGGAUCGGAUGCGAAGGAAGACCGCUGCCGAGUGUGCGGGGGGGACGGGAGCACCUGCGAGACCACCGAAGGACUGUUCAAUGACUCUCUUCCACGAGGAGGCUACAUGGAGGUCGUUCAGAUUCCAAGGGGUUCUGUUCACAUCGAGAUCAAAGAAGUGGCCAUGUCAAAGAACUACAUCGCUCUGAAAUCCGAAGGGGAUGACUACUACAUCAACGGGGCGUGGACCAUCGACUGGCCCAGGAAGUUUGACAUCGCGGGGACGGCGUUCCACUACAAGAGGCCUUCGGACGAGCCUGAGUCCUUGGAGGCCCUGGGGGCCACCACCGAAAACCUAAUCGUCAUGGUGCUACUACAGGAGCAGAAUCUUGGCAUCCGCUACAAAUUUAAUGUGCCCAUUACGCGGACAGGAAGUGGGGACAACGAAGUGGGCUUCUCCUGGCAUCAUCUGCCCUGGUCCGAGUGUUCCGCCACUUGUGCAGGAGGUUCACAGAAGCAAGAGGUUGUGUGCAAAAGGCUGGAUGACAACUCUGUGGUCCAGAACAGCUACUGUGACCCAGACAGCAAACCACCAGAGAACCAACGGGCAUGCAACACAGAGCCCUGUCCACCUGAGUGGUUCAUUGGGGACUGGUCAGACUGCAGUGAAACAUGCGACGGGGGCACCCGCACCCGGACUGUUCUGUGCAUCCGCAAGAUUGGACCCGCGGAGGAGGAGACGCUGGAGGACAGCCUCUGCCUGACUCACCGGCCAAUAGAAAGAGAAUCCUGCAACAACCAGUCCUGCCCUCCACAGUGGGUCACCCUGGAUUGGUCAGAGUGCACCCCAAAGUGUGGCCCUGGGUUCAAGCACCGCAUUGUCCUAUGCAAAAGCAGCGACCUGACCAAGACGUUCCCUCCCGCUCACUGUCCCGACCACAACAAGCCGCCGGUCCGAAUACGCUGCAGCCUGGGCCGUUGCCCGCCACCGCGCUGGAUCCCCGGAGAGUGGGGACAGUGUUCGGCGCAGUGCGGCCUGGGACAGCAGAUGCGCACCGUGCAGUGCCUGUCCUACACCGGGCAGCCCUCCAGUGAGUGUGCCGAGUCGCUGCGCCCCCCCACCAUGCAGCAGUGUGAGAGCAAGUGCGACGCCACGCCCAUCUCCAACGCAGAGGAAUGCAAAGACGUAAACAAAGUGGCGUACUGCCCACUGGUGCUGAAGUUCAAGUUCUGCAGCCGCGCGUACUUCAGGCAGAUGUGCUGCAAGACGUGCCAAGGACACUGACCCGCGGAGAGAGGAGGGCCAAGACUGCGCGAGCAACAGCGAGAGAGAGAGAGAGAGAGAGAGAGCGAGAGCGAGAGAGAGAAGAGUGGCAGUGAGCAAAAAAAAACGGCAUCAGCGGACAAGAUGGAGUUGCAAGGAGGAGAGGAACAGCCCGACUCUCGCACCUGCGUUUUUUAACCCUGUGGAAAGCCUGAACCACUGCUCAGCCCCCUUCCCACCCCCCUUCCCACCAUACGCUGAUGCAUCCCAGUCUUAUUUUCACUUCUGUGAAGUGGGAACUUAGAUUUUUAUUGUGUUGAUGUUAUUUUUAUUAUAAUAAUAAUAAUUAUUGUUAUUAUUAUUGUUGGUUUGUUAUUUUUAAUCCAAAGUGCUGGACACAUCAUUCCCAGAAGAGGCGCCAUAUCAGAGAUUCGGAAAAAAAAAUUAAGUUGGCGACCAUCAGAUAUGGAGGCGUUGGCCCGGGUUUUUUGACUUCACCCCGGGCCUGCGGUGAUGGGAUGGACGGACUGUGGUUGCCAUGUUGAAAGACGCGCUUCCUCUCCGCUGCACGAUUGCGCGAGCAGAUCACUGCUUCCCACCCACACGUUUCCACAUUAUCAAAAUAAAGUGAAUCCAGGAGAAUGCUCUUUUGCAUACAGAGUCCAUCAACCAGGUUAUUGCCAGAAAUAUGCCAUAACAUUUUUUUUCCACUCAUGUUUGUGAAAUCUGACAUUGUUCUCAGAGUAUACCAUGUACCAUGGGGGCGGGGGGUACCGGCGUGGGGGGGCGUGCGACAGUAUCGGUGUCGAGAGCUUCCUGUGUGGAAUAGAGGGCACCCAGCUUUAGAUGUGGAAGCAUUCCAAACUGGGGUGGGGGUGGGGGGGUGUUCGAUUUCGGUCUGUCAGAAAACCAGGUGGCGGUGAGAUACUGUUUAUUUGUAAGUUUAUGUUUCUACAGGAGGAGUCAAAACAGAGGGGUGCCCAACUGAUAAGGUCUCACACUCUGUUUCCCCCCACCACCACCCCCCACCCCC
Messenger RNA from Megalops cyprinoides (Indo-Pacific tarpon), 4369 nucleotides. RefSeq names its product ADAM metallopeptidase with thrombospondin type 1 motif, 6 (gene adamts6). NCBI's taxonomy places the organism in Eukaryota, Metazoa, Chordata, Actinopteri, Elopiformes, Megalopidae. Gene Ontology annotation, cellular component: extracellular matrix. The record is from RefSeq and is a predicted model, not a curated record. Bases 1 to 3357 code for a protein of 1118 amino acids. Gene Ontology annotation, molecular function: metalloendopeptidase activity. Gene Ontology annotation, biological process: extracellular matrix organization; proteolysis. The transcript is spliced from 24 exons.